Messenger RNA from Sorex fumeus (smoky shrew), 2088 nucleotides. RefSeq names its product PLAG1 zinc finger (gene PLAG1). Bases 519 to 2087 code for a protein of 522 amino acids. Gene Ontology annotation, cellular component: nucleus. Lineage: Eukaryota; Metazoa; Chordata; Mammalia; Eulipotyphla; Soricidae. The transcript has 5 exons. The record is from RefSeq and is a predicted model, not a curated record.
CGGCGGCGGCGGCGGCGGCUGCAAGUUGGGCUGCAGGGGCAGCGCAUACACUACAAUGGCUGCUGGAAAGAGGCGUAAGGAAACAAUUUCCAGGCCCGCCGCGUCCAGCCCGAAAUAUGAGAAAAAAAUUAUUAGAAAUUCCGCGGGCGGCGUAGAGGCGGCGGACGGGCCGGAGGGAGGAUGGUGAAGCCCCGCGGUUGCCGCUUGGUGCUGCAUUGGCCGUACUUGGCACCCGGAAUGCUUCACUCUCUGAUGAUGUAUUGAUAAGGUUCCCUUGCUAGAGUCUGAAGCAGGGUCUCCAGAUUGGCCAAAAUGGGAAGGACUGGAUUCCACUCUCUUCCACAAAGAGUCAAUGGAACGGGCUAAGAUCAAGGUCUGAGGCCUUUCCCAUCUGCCAUCAGUCCCUUUUUGCUUUCUUUUCCGACCACAUGAAACUUGAGACGUCACCUAACGCUAAAUCACUUAGUGGAGUUGGGCGGUCCCCAAGUGUCCAACAAGAAGGCCUGCUUUAGGCCGCGAUGGCCACUGUCAUUCCUGGUGACUUGUCAGAAGUGAGAGAUACCCAGAAAGUCCCUGCAGGGAAACGUAAGCGCGGUGAAACCAAACCCAGGAAAAACUUUCCUUGCCGGCUGUGCGACAAGGCCUUUAACAGUGUUGAGAAAUUAAAGGUACACUCGUACUCCCACACGGGGGAGAGGCCCUACCAGUGCACGCACCGGGACUGCAGCAAGGCCUUUGUCUCUAAGUACAAAUUGCAAAGGCACAUGGCCACCCACUCUCCCGAGAAAACCCACAAGUGUAACUAUUGCGAGAAAAUGUUCCACCGCAAGGACCACCUGAAGAACCACCUGCACACGCACGACCCCAACAAGGAGACGUUCAAGUGCGAAGAGUGCGGGAAGAGCUACAACACCAAGCUGGGCUUCAAGCGCCACCUGGCCCUGCACGCGGCCACCAGCGGCGACCUCACCUGCAAGGUGUGCCUGCAGGCCUUCGAGAGCACGGGCGUGCUGCUGGAGCACCUGAAGGCCCACGCCGGCAAGGCGUCGGGUGGCGUCAAGGAGAAGAAGCACCAGUGCGAGCACUGUGAGCGGCGCUUCUACACGCGCAAGGACGUGCGGCGCCACAUGGUGGUCCACACGGGCCGCAAGGACUUCCUGUGCCAGUACUGCGCCCAGCGCUUCGGCCGCAAGGACCACCUCACGCGCCACAUGAAGAAGAGCCACAGCCAGGAGCUGCUCAAGGUCAAGACGGAGCCCGUGGACUUCCUGGACCCGUUCACGUGCAACGCCGUGUCGGUGCCCAUCAAGGACGAGCUGCUGCCCGUCAUGGCCCUGCCGUCCAGCGAGCUGCUGGCCAAGCCCUUCCCCAACACGCUGCAGCUGAACCUCUACAACAGCGCCUUCCCGUCCGUGCCCGGCUCGGGCGCCGCCCACCAGAUGAUCACCACGCUGCCCCUGGGGGUCACCUGCCCCCUGGACAUGGACGCCGUGCACCCGCCCCACCACCUGGCCUUCAAGUACCCCUUCGGUUCUACCUCAUACGCCAUCUCCCUCCCGGACAAGGAGCAGCCGCUGAAGGGCGAGCUGGACAGCUACCUGAUGGAGCUGCCGGCCGCCGCACCCUCCUCCUCCUCCACCUCCUCUUCCUCCUCCUCCUCCUCCUCCUCCUCUUCCUCCUCCUCCUCUUCCUCCUCCCAGGACGCGCAGGCCUCGGUCCCCGCCAAGGCGGGCCCCGAGCCCCCGGGCGCAUCCUCCGAGGAGGCCGCCGGGGAGCUGGCCCUGUCCAAGAGCUCUCUCUCCAUCGGCGACCCCCUGGGAACGCCGGCGCUGGACUUCUCGCAGCUGUUCAACUUCAUCCCGCUCAACGGCCCCCCCUACAACCCGCUGUCCGUGGGCAGCCUGGGCGUGGGCUACUCCCAGGAGGAGGCGGCCUCGCCCGGGACCCCGCUGCCCGCGGCCAGCCAGGAGCUGCCGGAGGCGGCCAGCACACUGGGCCUUGGGCCCCUGCACUCGCUGUCGGCGGCCUUCGGCAGCAGCCUGGGCACCAGCACCACGCUGCCCCGCUUCCACCAGGCCUUCCAGUGAC